Messenger RNA from Brassica napus (rape), 887 nucleotides. Its product is annotated as 60S ribosomal protein L18a-like protein. The transcript is spliced from 5 exons. The record is from RefSeq and is a predicted model, not a curated record. Lineage: Eukaryota; Viridiplantae; Streptophyta; Magnoliopsida; Brassicales; Brassicaceae. The coding region runs from base 176 to 706 and encodes 176 amino acids.
UUGAUCCCUUUCACUCGUCUCGUCUCGUCUCGUCUCUCUUCCUCAAGUCUUUUUCUUUUCAUCGCCGAUCUAUCCGCCGUUAGCCGUCGGCAAAAGCGGCGGAAUAAUCGGAUAAUCCUCAGGUCUCCGCUUCACGCUCGUGUUGGGGGAAAUUAGAUUGAUCGGAUCUGUCUGAAUGAUGGACGAGGAGUCAGCAAAAACUAGAGAGACCACCGUGAAUCAACAACAACAAUACUAUUACGGAACGUUUCAAGGCGUUGCCAAUUAUCCUCCUCCCGCUCCGCCACCGCAAUUACUACCGCUUCCACGACAACCUAUUGCCACGAGUCCCUUGCUUCCUCCUGUACAUGGUUAUCAGAAUCUCCCAGGUUCCCUUUAUCAUUUUGUUGGUCAUGGUGGUGGUGGUGGUUUUGUGAAUUAUGCUCAAGGAUACCCUGUUGUUCCUCAAUAUACAGUGGUUGAAGUGAGACCGGUGAGAGAGCAUGACGUUCCUGUUCCUUGCUGUGGCUUUGGCAUGGGCUGGUUCUUGUUUAUUAUGGGCUUCUUGUUCGGUGGGAUCCCUUGGUAUCUCGGUGCUGUUAUUAUUCUUUUCACAUCUGUUGAUCAUCGCGAGAAGGCUGGUUACGUUGCAUGUUCUAUCGCUUCCGUUGUCUAUUUGAUUGCCGUCAUGCUCGGGAUGGCUGGGAAUAUUAACAUCAUCUGGUGAUAGAUACUCCCUUACAUAUCACAUUUCAAUAACGUAUAUGCAUCAUCAUAACCAUAAUAAUUUACAAAAGCAAAUGUUGUUAUUUUGUGUUGUAUUUAUUCGUUUACAACAAUGAUGAAUAUGUUCUUGAUUCCUUUGAUGGCAUCUUCAUGUAAUAUAUUUUUGUGAUCUGCUUUGUUAA